Cryphonectria parasitica EP155 is the source of this 1059-nucleotide messenger RNA. RefSeq lists its product as uncharacterized. The transcript has 2 exons. The annotation marks the transcript as partial. The record is from RefSeq and is a predicted model, not a curated record. NCBI's taxonomy places the organism in Eukaryota, Fungi, Ascomycota, Sordariomycetes, Diaporthales, Cryphonectriaceae. Gene Ontology annotation, cellular component: membrane.
GCCGCCGGCUCGCCCAAGGAGGAAGGAGACGACCAGGCCGAGUGCAAGCUCCUCGGGUCCUUCGCCAUCUUCGUCCAACUCGCCCUCGGCGGGCUGGCGCUGCUCAGCCUGGUGUACAAGAGGUGGCGGGAGCGACCACAGAGGCCCGUCAAGAUAUGGUUUUUCGAUGUGUCGAAGCAGGUCUUUGGAUCCGUGCUGGUACACAUGGCCAAUGUCUUCAUGUCGAUGCUGACGAGCGGGCGGAUCUCGGUCCAGGUUGAGCCCGCGGCCGUGUCGGCUGCUGUUGCGGCGUCGGCAGUGUUGAGGCGGUUUGCAGAUGCAGGAGGUCCUGGUGGUGGUGACGAUGGACCAUAUGUGCCGAACCCGUGCUCUUUCUAUUUGCUGAACCUUGCUAUUGACACGACGCUCGGCAUACCAAUACUCAUCUUUCUCCUGCGCAUCUUCACAGCGCUGGUCUCGUAUACACCCCUCGGCCAGCCCCCAGAGUCGAUCCAGUCCGGUCACUACGGCAAUCCGCCCAAAGCCUGGUGGUGGCUGAAGCAGUCACUCAUCUACUUCCUGGGCCUCUUCGGGAUGAAGUUUUGCGUGCUCGUCAUCUUCCUCAUGUUCCCGUGGAUCUCGCGCGUCGGCGACUGGGCGCUGCGGUGGACCGAGGGCAACGAGAAGAUCCAGAUCAUCUUCGUGAUGAUGCUGUUCCCGCUCAUUAUGAAUGCGCUGCAGUAUUACAUCAUCGACAGCUUUAUCAAGAAGGCAGCCACCAAGGAGGACACCGACGGCCACAGCGCGGCCGGCUCAGAGGGCGAAGGUUACCAGAGAGUGCGCACGGAUGAGGACCAUGUCGAGGGCCAUGGCCCCCAGAGAGGACCGUCGGCGGCGGCGGAGGAGGAGGCUGAUGAGGAUAAAAAGGGUGGCAUACGGUCACAGGCUAAGAUAACUACGAGUCCCGCCCAUGAGGAGUACGACCCAGAGGUGGACGGCGACAGGACGGCGGCCACAGGUGGUAGUUCGUCUACCACGGCAGAAGGCACGGUGUCAUCGGAGUUGUAUCCCAAGGAAUAA